Messenger RNA from Chrysoperla carnea, 687 nucleotides. RefSeq names its product hemolymph lipopolysaccharide-binding protein-like. Lineage: Eukaryota; Metazoa; Arthropoda; Insecta; Neuroptera; Chrysopidae. The transcript has 4 exons. Bases 31 to 630 code for a protein of 199 amino acids. The record is from RefSeq and is a predicted model, not a curated record.
UUCAUGAAUACUUCGGAAACUUAAAGAAUUAUGUUUACGUUAAAAACUUUUGUUUUAUUUAUAAUUUGCACUUAUAAAUUUGUUAGCAGUUUACCUGCUAUCCAAAACAAAUCUAGUUUCAAUGGCUUGAUACCAUUCAGUAGAAAUACUGUUUAUCCUGGAUAUUUACUUUUCGAAACUAGUUUAUAUAAAUAUCAUCGUGACGUUCAAAAGUGGGCAGAUGCAAGAAAAAUUUGCGAUGCUGAAGGUGGACAUUUAGUAAUAAUUAAUUCAGAAGAUGAAGCAUAUUUUGUGCGAGGGCUUAUGGCUAAAUAUCCGGAUAGUGUCUUAAAUGAUGUUAAAUAUAAAAAUCAAGUUUUGAUUGGUAUGCACGAUUUAUUCAAAGAAGGCGAAUUUGUUACAAUCGAUGGUAAAUCACUUGAAAGCUCUGGUUAUACUUAUUGGGAACCUGGUAAUCCUGGUAAUGCACCAAAUCAAAACUGUGGAUCAGUUACGCGUACAGGCGGAAUAAAUGACUUUCCAUGUGAUACUCCGUCAACUUUUAUUUGUGAAAUUCCAUUAGAAAGUGUUUGUGAACAUAGUAUCAUCAACCCCAAUGGUUCAACGUUAGCGGAAGAAAAAGGAAAUUAAAAAGAAUUUAUUGUAAGAUUUGACAAAUUGUAAGGAUAGUAGUACGUGGGACAGUAC